CUUCAAAACCCUAGCCGACUCUAUCCCUCCUCUCCAUUCACGCCUCCCACCGCCGCCGCCGCCGCUUCGGUCCGCAUCGCCUCCUCGCCGCGGCCACGAACGACUCGGGACGUCGCGCGCGGAGGAUUCGAGGUUUAUGUAAGGGAAGAUGGCGCUAGAAAUCUCCAUGGAAGGCAUCGAAGCGCGGGCGCGGGAGCUCGGGGUGGACCUCUCCGCCGUCGAUCUCGACUACAUCACCCUCCCCGCCGGCGAGGACUUCGGCAUCCCCAGUGAUGAUGAGGACUUACUUCGAGAUGAUGAUCCUAUGGAGCUUGAGAUGGGAUUUGCUAAUGUUGUUGUUGUGGACAACCUUCCAGUUGUUCCACCUGAGAAGUUUGAGAAGUUGGAGAAUGUCAUACGCAAGAUCUACAGUCAAAUUGGUGCGAUCAAAGAAGGUGGUCUCUGGAUGCCUGUAAACCCAGAGACAAAGAAGACGUAUGGUUAUUGCUUCAUAGAGUAUAAUACCCCACAGGAAGCAGAGCUUGCUAGGGAAAAGACAAAUGGGUACAAACUCGACAAGUCGCACAUCUUUGCAGUUAACAUGUUUGAUGACUUUGACAAAUACAUGAAAGUUCCAGAUGAAUGGAUGCCUGCUGAAAUUAAGCCAUACACUCCUGGAGAAAACUUGCAAAAAUGGCUAGCUGACGAGAAGGCCCGGGACCAAUUUGUUAUCCGUGCUGGUACAUUGACUGAAGUGUACUGGAAUGAUGCAAGGCAAAAGAUGCCUGAACUUGUGUUCCAAAAGCAGUACUGGACAGACAGUUUUAUUCAGUGGUCCCCUCUUGGAACAUACUUGGCAACAGUGCAUAGGCAGGGUUCCCAGGUGUGGGGUGGCGACGAUAAGUUUGAUCGUCUAAUGCGCUUUGCUCAUCCACAGGUGAAACUGAUUGACUUCUCACCUGGUGAGAAAUAUUUGGUCACAUAUAGUAGCCAGGAGCCCAGCAACCCUAGGGACACUCAUAGGGUCGUUCUUAAUAUCUUUGAUGUGAGGACUGGCAAAGUGAUGCGGGACUUUAAAGGAAGUGCUGAUGAAUUUACUACCAGUGGAAAUAUUAGUGUUUCUGGUGUUUCAUGGCCUAUUUUCAGAUGGGGAGGUGGAAAAGACGAUAAAUAUUUUGCAAGGCUAGGGAAGAAUGUUAUAUCUGUCUACGAAACUGAUACGUUCUCCCUUCUUGAUAAGAAAUCUCUGAAGGUUGAGAAUGUUGUUGACUUCUGCUGGUCUCCAACUGAUCCAAUCAUAGCCCUUUUUGUCCCUGAAUUAGGAGGAGGAAACCAACCUGCGAGGGUGAGCCUUGUGCAAAUUCCUGGCAAAGAGGAGCUGCGGCAGAAAAACCUUUUCAGUGUCAGUGAUUGCAAGAUGUAUUGGCAGAACAGUGGAGAGUACCUUGCUGUCCAGGUUGAUAGAUACACAAAAACAAAGAAGAGCACUUACACUGGGUUUGAGCUGUUUAGAAUUAAGGAAAGGGACAUACCCAUUGAGGUUCUUGAAUUGGACAACAAGAAUGAUAAAAUCAUUGCCUUCGCAUGGGAGCCCAAAGGUCACCGCUUCGCUAUUAUUCACGGUGAUGGCCCCAAGCCUGAUAUAAGCUUCUACUCCAUGCGGACAUCCAACAACAUCAGUCGUGUGUCCAAGCUCACCACUCUGAAGUCCAAGCAGGCUAAUGCAUUGUUCUGGUCUCCUGGUGGAAGAUUCAUUGUUUUUGCUGGGCUGAAGGGCUUUAAUGGUCAGCUGGAAUUUUACAAUGUUGAUGAGCUUGAGACCAUGGCAACGGGUGAACAUUUCAUGGCUACUGACAUUAUGUGGGAUCCUACUGGAAGAUACCUUGCAUCUGCCGUUACCUCAGUCCAUGAAAUGGAGAAUGGUUUCCAAAUAUGGUCUUUCAGUGGCAAGCAACUUUACAAGGUGUCAAAGGAUCACUUCUAUCAGUUCAUGUGGCGCCCGAGACCACCGUCGCUGCUGACUGCUGAAAAGGAAGAGGAGAUCUCGAAGAACCUGAGGAAGUACAGCAAGAAGUACGAGCAGGAGGACCAGGAUGCCUUCAAUAUGCUGAGCGAGCAGGAGCGUAAGAGGAGGAAGCAGCUUCAGGAGGAAUGGGAAGGAUGGGUUGCUAAGUGGAAGCGGCUGCACGAGGAAGAGAGACCAUACAGGAUGGAGCUUAGAGACGGGGAGGCCAGUGAUGACGAGGAAGAGUACGACACCAAGGAAGUUGAGGUGGAAGAGAUCGUGGACGUCCAUGAAGAAGAAGUUCCAUUCGAGUUGGAUCAGUAGUGAAAAAGCUUGUGCUAGUUUCUGCUGAGAUCCUUUUCUGCUGUCUCGUGUUAAAUUAAUUAAUUUCCGACCCCCUGUUGCAUAAUAGGCAUUGGAGAUCAAGCGCACAAUCUUGAUCUACUCGUUUUGAUUGUACACUUGCAUUUCAGUUUUACGUACCAUGUGUUCGAAGAUGAAAUUUUGCGGUUGGAAUACUAAGUUU
Molecule: messenger RNA, 2510 nt
Organism: Oryza brachyantha (malo sina)
Lineage: Eukaryota; Viridiplantae; Streptophyta; Magnoliopsida; Poales; Poaceae
Product: eukaryotic translation initiation factor 3 subunit B-like
Exons: 11
Coding region: 149-2308 (719 amino acids)
Biological process (GO): translational initiation
Cellular component (GO): eukaryotic translation initiation factor 3 complex
Molecular function (GO): RNA binding; translation initiation factor binding; translation initiation factor activity
Source: RefSeq, a predicted model, not a curated record